AUGGAAAACUUUCUAGUCCCCAUUCGACGAAAGCCCGGUGUCCAUCGACCUGGCCUGCUCUCAGACCUAGAAAGAAAACUUACGGCGGAAGGUUGCGCUGUUCUCUGUGGCGAAGGCGGUACUGGCAAGACACAGCUGGCCUUUGACUUCUGUUCCAAGUAUAAUACAGACCAUCCAGAUGCCCUCGUUCUUUGGAUCAGUUCGGAGACAAGGCCUUAUCUAGAAGAGCGAUUGAGAGAGAUUUCCGGGCAUCUUUCCAUUGUCGACCAGACCAAUAUCUCGGAAAGUGUUGCAAGUUGGCUUCGAUUGCACUCGCAAAAUGACUGGGUCCUGGUUCUUGACGACGUUGGGAAUGAAUUCCAAACUUCGAGCGCAGAAUCCAACGACGGCACAUCAUUUCCCUCGUCAACUAUUCUCUUCCGCACCUUCAGAGGAGAGACGAAGACUCUGGAAGAAAACUUGACCAAUGCAUUGAAAUCUAAGGAGGCUCAAGUUAUUCUGUUAUAUCCAACACUAAAUGAUUCGUUACAAAUCUUCAAGCAACAUUGCCCAAACAUUCCAUGGGAGGCAAGGGUUGCGGAACAGGUUACAACGUCUUUGGAAUUCUCACCGUUGGCUAUAUCAAUAGCAGCUGCAUACAUGGAGGACAACGGCAUCACCUUAAGCGAAUAUCUUGACUUAUUUCGGCAAUACAACCUAAGUUCUACUCCAUCUACUUUCUCUACUUCCGUCGCACGCGCUUUGGUGGUAUCCCUCGGACAGUUGCAGUCCGAGAGACCUCAAGCAAUAGGCAUCUGCAAACUUAUGGCAGUGUUAGACCGCCAAUCUGUUGUCGAGAGCCUUCUCUUCUAUGAUCGCAAAGGCCAAAACGCUCGGAAUUUCUACGGAUCGCUAAGAAAAUUGGAUUCAUUGUCGUUGGUUCACAAGGCUGUGCGAAAUCACCAUUACUCGAUGCACCGCUUGGUUCGGGAUUUCUUCGUUGAGUACCUCGAGAACGAAGGGAAAUUGGAGACACAGCAACAGUCUGCAAUUGAACUAUUAUCCGAAAGAUACCCAUUCGGCGACCAGAGUUUUUGGACUGUGUGUCGUGCGUACAACCCUCACGCUGAAAAGGCUAUCAAGUUCGAAGGUCCGGACGCGUGGCCAAGGGCAGUGUUGACGAGGAACAUGGCGGCUUACCAGCGAAACUGCGGCAAUUUUGGUGCUGCUUACGCACUCUAUAAAAGGGUACUGCAGAUUUACGCCUCCAAUGCACCUCUUUCAGCAAAGCAAGAAGAUCUGAUGGUGGGCCUUUCUUUAGGGGUAGUUGAGAUGCUUGGUAAGAUGUCUCAAUUCGACGCCGGCGAAAAACUCUUGCAAGACACCAUGGGUAAAAUGAAAUCAGAGGUGGAGCCAGGACACCCGCAACUGAUACAUGCAAGGAAUCUCCAAGCCUGGUUCUGUUACUGGAGAGGUCAGCAUGCAGAGGCAGAACGCCUGUGGCGGCUAUGUCUAAAAGACAAUAACGAAAUCCACUACGAAACCCAUGUGGAGUCCUUGAUAUUCGAAUCGAACAUCACAACUGCUCUCAUCGAGCAAGAGAAAUACGCGGAAGCAGAAGAGCUUCUUGCUCAGACAAUUCGGGGCCGCAUUUCCGUUCGAGGAAAUGACCACCCUGACACCAUCCAGAGCCAGCAAAUUCUUGCGGCCCUCUACCAAGAACAAGGCAAAUACACCAAGGCGGAAGAGUUGUACCAGGAAAUUUUAAAGACCGCCAAUAGGGUCCAGGGUUCCGAACACCCUGAUACUCUGACCAUCGUGAGCAACUUGUCGAAGAACCUUUCGGCACUCGGGCGAUUUUCAGAGGCUGAAGUGAUGCAGUGGCGCUUGCUGGCUUCCAGAGAACGCCAAUUUGGUUCCGAGCAUGAGCAAGUUGUACUCUCAAGGAUCAACCUAGCCAUCACACUGGAGAAGUUAGGAAAGUAUUCUGUGGCCGAGGAACAGAAUCGACUUGCCCUUGUCGCGCAGAAAAAGUUAUUUCAUGCCGACACUCAUCCGACCACGUUGAACAUCGAGAAUACCCUGGGCCUCUUAUUACUAAGGCAAGGUAAAUUUGAAGAAGCAGAGCCAAUAGUCAGGGAGGUGUUGAGAAAAAGACGAGAGACACUGGGCGUGGAACAUAGGGAUACUUUGACUAGCCAAAACAAUCUCGCUGGCACGUUGAUGAAGCAAAAGAAGUAUGAGGAGUCGAAAACCUUAUUUGCGAACACUCUAGAAACGGCAAAAAGGAUUCUAGGAGAAGAGAAUGCCUUCACAUUGAGAUUGAUGAAUAAUCUUUCAGAGGUCAUGAGACAAGGUAGUUUCGAAGUUUCGGAGAACGAGAGGCAGAGCGUGCGCCUCGAAGCUUUGGGGUUGCAGAGAACUGCACUUGCUGGGAGGAUCAAGAUCUUCGGAGAAGACCACCCUGACGUUUUCACGAGUGAAUGUAAUCUGGCACGCCUUCUCCAUGAUAUGGAGAGAUGUAUUGAAGCAAGGCAAUUGUACGAGAAAGCUGCAGAAGGAUUAGGGAGCAAGUUGGGUAAAGAUCAUCCUAUGACGAUCGAGUGCGAAACGAACUUCGCGGUUUGCAAAAGUCAUCGCUAGAACGAGAAGUUGCUUUGCUUUGAGACUCACGAUUUCACUUCUCAU
This is a messenger RNA of Hyaloscypha bicolor E, 2667 nucleotides long. Its product is annotated as TPR-like protein. Lineage: Eukaryota; Fungi; Ascomycota; Leotiomycetes; Helotiales; Hyaloscyphaceae. Gene Ontology annotation, molecular function: protein binding. The record is from RefSeq and is a predicted model, not a curated record. The transcript is spliced from 2 exons. The coding region runs from base 1 to 2622 and encodes 873 amino acids.